Molecule: messenger RNA, 4534 nt
Organism: Hipposideros armiger (great roundleaf bat)
Lineage: Eukaryota; Metazoa; Chordata; Mammalia; Chiroptera; Hipposideridae
Gene: PTGFR
Product: prostaglandin F receptor
Exons: 3
Coding region: 379-1479 (366 amino acids)
Biological process (GO): adenylate cyclase-activating G protein-coupled receptor signaling pathway; positive regulation of cytosolic calcium ion concentration; inflammatory response
Cellular component (GO): plasma membrane
Molecular function (GO): prostaglandin F receptor activity
Source: RefSeq, a predicted model, not a curated record
GGUACUCUCGGUGACCCGUUCCACUUCUGAGCUGCGGAAUGGGGACCAACUAGGUAGAAAAGGUCUCAGAAGAGGGAAAUGGGCAAAGGAAGGGAUCCCCUUCGCGCCCCUUGGUUCCCCGCCCGCGACACUUCGAGUCCCGCACCGGGGCCAGCGCCGGCCUUUGGCGCCUCCCGGAGUGGGAGGAAAACCGUUCCCCUGGCAUGUGAGCAAUCGCAGAAAGUUUCAGCAAGUUAGGAGGUUCGGGAAGGAUGUUGCAAGCAGUCGCAUGAGGGAGGCGGGGUACUAACCGGCGAAAGUCGAGCGACGCCUGAACUACAAGCCUGCACAGUUCUGAGAGGGAGAUGACUUGAGCAACCAGCUUUUAUCUCCACAACAAUGUCCAUGAACAAUUCCAAACAGCCAGUGUCUCCUGCAGCUGGGCUCCUUUCAAAUACAACUUGCCAGACGGAAAACCGGCUUUCAGUAUUUUUUUCAAUAAUCUUCAUGACGGUGGGAAUCGUGUCAAACAGUCUUGCCAUUGCUAUACUCAUGAAGGCAUAUCAGAGAUUUAGACAGAAAUCCAAGGCAUCGUUUCUGCUUUUGGCUAGUGGCCUGGUCAUCACAGACUUCUUUGGCCACCUCAUCAAUGGAGCUAUAGCAGUAUUUGUAUAUGCUUCUGAUAAAGACUGGAUCCGCUUUGACCAAUCAAACGUCCUUUGCAGUAUUUUUGGUAUCAGCAUGGUCUUCUCUGGUCUGUGCCCACUUUUUCUGGGCAGUGUGAUGGCCAUUGAGCGAUGUAUUGGAGUCACCAAACCAAUAUUUCAUUCUACGAAAAUUACUUCCAAACAUGUGAAAGUGAUGUUGAGCGGCGUGUGCUUAUUUGCUGUUUUCAUAGCUUUGCUGCCCAUCCUUGGGCAUCGAGACUAUAAAAUUCAAGCUUCAAGGACCUGGUGUUUCUACAAAACAGAACACAUCAAAGACUGGGAAGAUAGGUUUUAUCUUCUCCUUUUUUCUUUUCUGGGGCUCUUAGCCCUUGGUGUUUCAUUCUUGUGCAACGCUAUCACGGGAAUUACACUUUUAAGAGUGAAAUUUAAGGGUCAGCAACACAGACAAGGCAGGUCUCAUCAUUUAGAAAUGGUGGUCCAGCUCCUGGCUAUCAUGUGUGUCUCCUGCAUUUGCUGGAGUCCGUUUCUGGUGACUAUGGCCAACAUUGGAAUAAAUGGAAAUCAUUCUAUGGAGACCUGUGAAACAACGCUUUUUGCUCUCCGAAUGGCAACAUGGAAUCAAAUCUUAGAUCCCUGGGUGUAUAUUCUUCUACGGAAGGCUGUCCUUAAGAACCUCUUCAAACUUGCCAGACGCUGUUGUGGAGUGAAUGUCAUCAGCUUACGUGUUUGGGAGCUCAGCUCUAUAAAAAAUUCCUUAAAGGUUGCUGCUAUUUCUGAGUCACCAGUUGCAGAGAAAAUAAAUCAGGAAGCACCUAGUUUAAUUGGACAGUAAGUCAGUGUAAGUCGAGGAAAAAAAUUAAACAUUUUGAUGAAGUUUUACUUAAUUGUAUAAAUAUAUCAAGCCUAACUGGAAAAUUCAGAUCUCAGCGGGUAGUUUGGGGGCACUUUUGUCAGAUUUGGCUUUUGAAAUUUGUUAAAUUAACUGUGUAAUUGCACAUUUGUUUUGUCAACUGGAGGUAAACAUGAUGAAAUAAUGCCAGGGGAGUCAAAUUGAAAACAAUUUUAGGCUUAUCUGUUUUAUUUGUGCUUUUUGAAUGAGUGACUGUUGAAUCUUAAAGCAUUUACUUGGCUUAUUUGCCAAAGAACAUUGUAAAGCUACCUGCACAAUGAAAUGGCUAUUUUGGGGUCACUGCUCUGCAGCUGUUCCCAAUAGAUUAGGCCCAAUGAGAUGGAGCACCCUCAUUUUUUUAUCUGGUCUGUCUUAACCCCUCAUUAUAUAACCUCAGUCAAUAUAUCAAGUCACAUGAGAUUCACUGUGGCUUAUAAUGACCUCCGUAUACACCAGGUGUGGCUGGCAGGUUGCCUAAUCUUGCAAGCCUGUUUUGAAUGAGCCUAUCCUUGUCAUAUUUGAUAAAUAUGGCUGCUUGCAUUUAAUAUUACAAAGGUCAGUUUGAAGGUUUUCUUGGUAAGUCAUAGAUUUGCACAGUUUUCAAAUAAUCCCCUUUUCCUCUGAAAACUCUAGUGUACAGUAACAAUUUUUAGAGAAGCAAAGGCUCUAUCAUAGCACAGAUAUAAGCAAUUUGCAUUAUAGCAGUUCCUUGACGUUCUGCCAUGGAUAAUGCAAACAACCGCAACUUAAACCCAGUGAUAGGUGCAAGAACACUGGCAAAGGCGCUUGCUUUAGCUUGAGUUGUCAUUUCUGUGUCAGAGAACAAAAGACAAUCUAUAUAUAGUAUACAAAGGCUAUCUGUAGGUCAUGUGUUUCGUCUGCUCUCCACUUUUACACACACACACAUACACACGCACGCACACAUGCACACACAUGGACAUCAGAAAUUUCUGUUGAAAGUGGCUUCAUGAAAUUUGCAUCUUCUGAAGCCUAUGCUACAGUGUCAAGGGGAGGACUGGCAAGUAGACAGCCAUUUGGAAAUCAUUCUAAAGGUUAACCAAGAGAUCAAGGGAUAAUAAUCUCUCCCCAAAUUUCCCAGUAAUACUUUAGACCUUGUCUUUGCUUAUUUGUAUAAUUCAACCCAAAGAAUUUUAGUAAUGUCUUGGGUCCAUCAGAGCCUAGGGGAAGUAGUUCUGCUUCACAACAGGGAAAUGCAUUUCUGGAAAAAAGUUCAUUGUCUUCAUUAACUGAGGUCCAUGUUAAAAUUAAUCUUCCUUGUGACACUGAUUUCAGAUUCUCCGGGAAAUCUGUGCAGUUCAAUUACGCUUAAGUUACUAUGUUCACAGAUUUUUGCUUUUGACUGGUAAUUUACAUUGGAAGUCAUUAUUUUGGAAAAUUAUCAUGAAUAAUUUAAAGAAAUUAAGCAAAUAGCUUCAUUGAAGAUUUAAAGGCAACCAUUUUCCCCCCAGUAAGUUUAAAGAAGGAAAACACACAUAUACACACUGGUACAUGAUAUAAUUAAUUAAAAACCAGUAAAUGAUUAAUCCCACAAAUUUAGGUUACUCUGCUUUAUAGAGCACAUAGUAGAUGCUCAAUAAAUACAUGCCAAAUCGAAUCGCAAGAAUCCUUGGUGCGCAAUGAGUAUGAAAUUGCGAAGUUUUUGUACACUUUUAAUUUAAACUGACAAUUACCUACCGUUAUUGUGAUAUAUAUGUAUGUAUAUAUGCAUAUAUAUUUGUGUGUGCAUAUAUAUAGAUAUUAUAUCUUCAGUGUAUAUGCUUAAAAAAGCCAUUGCAAUUUAUGACUGCUGUUUUAUUACAUUAUUGUUCUCUUCUGUUUCAAGAGGACUUAAAGCCCAGAACUUUUAGUUGAUUUAAAGGAGAUAUCUAUUUCUCACAGCUAUUUAGAAGUGUUGGUAUUCUGUGACCUGAGGCACAAGGAAACAAAGCUCCAUCCUUCUUCCUUAUACUGGGUAGGAUGCUGCAGGGAGCACUUCCAUAUGUUGUGACCAGGGACAGAUGUGGGGGAGAAACUCUUAUGGAGAAUUCCAGGCCUCUUCUCUUUGCAGCUUCUUGUCAUCGAAUGGCAGAAUCGUUGCUCUAGUGCCGUGAUGUCACCCUAGCCACGUGUAUCUGUAUUAAGGAGAUAUUGUGGAAUGACCAUGUGUGGGAGAGCAUGAGCGUGCAAGGUUUGGGGGAGUGACAGGGGACUCACUCUGUGCCUACCUUGGAAGGAUUGUAUUACCUGAGCACAGGUUUAGGGCAACUAAAUUGGUUUUAUGAUGAUGUUUAACCCAAGAAGUUAACACCAAAAAUUGAAAAAAAAAAUUAGUAAAAGAAAAUGCAUUUACAUUGUUUUAGCUUUUUCAUCCAAGGAAAAUGAAAUAAUAUGCAUAUCUGCUUUGGAAUUUUAUUACUGGUAUUAUUCAUUAUAUUAUACAGUAUAGUUUGGUAAUUUAUUAUAUAAUGAAUAAUAGAAUGAAGAAUCCCCCAAUAACUUUCAUACAAAUGUUCAAAGUAGAAGUGUAUUUAUUCAGGUUACUGGAAAUAAAUAAUACAAACAAUGUUCAACAAGUUUACCAAUUUUGAAGUUUUAAGCUCUAUUUUAAAAUUCAUAAUUAGACCAACAGAGUAAAUGACUUUCUCUUGUCAUUCGGUAAAAUAGUACCUAAGCAACUUCUCAUACUAUUUGGUUAUCUUAUUUCUGCAAAUUAUUCUGGGCAAAUAGCUUGAAAAUGCAGUCUUUUUCUGAUGUUAGUGAACCUUAAAAUUGAGAACAAAAUAAGAAACCCAAUAGUACAUAGGUUUUUAUGAUUAUGAAUACAAACACAGAUAGUGCUGACUCAUAAUUAGCUGUGGGUGUGUCCCCAAACAUCAGACUUUCUACUAUGGAUUUAACUAGAUGAUAGACAUAUGCUUAAAAUAUUUUUUUUUCUAAAGGCAGAAACUUGCUUCUACUUACUUGUAUUACCUAAAAGUUCUCUCUCUCUCUCUCUCUC